GUUUGUUUAACUUUUAAUAGUGAUUUACAAUAGGAGAAUAAUAUGAUGCACUCACAUGAUACCUAUGAUUUGAGAAGAUAUGCAUUAGCCUUCAUAAAGAAAUCAGGUAGUGCUAAUAAAAUUCAGGAUUUUUUACCGCUUGUAUUCAAUUCAAUACAAGCGAUGCAAAAAGGUUGGGGUGAAAAACAUUUUGAUGAAUUAUAUAAACAGUUUAUUCAUCAACAAGCUAGACAGUCUAGACAAAACAAUACUCAAAAUUUUCAGACUAACGCGGGUUUCCGAGCAAAUAUAGGACAAUCACAAAACAAUACAUGUCAUUUUCAAUCAGAUGCCGCUCCCCAAGCAAAUACAGGACGGCCACAAACCAUUCGCAUAGAACAUGCACAAGUCAAUACACAUUCCUAUUUUUGGGAUUGUUUGCUACUGCAAUGUUGGUUUAACUCUUUAUUUGGUGGACGCAGUCAUGCCGCCAGUAACAUUACUAACUUCAACUAUAGUAACGGUGGUAACAAUAGUGCUAGUUAUGUACAUAAGAAAAAAGAAUCGUAUGAUGGUAGAAAGCUAUUAGCCGCAGGUAUAGCACUUAUAGUUGUGGUUGCUAUCUUUCAUAUCUCAAUGUGUUAUUGGUAUGGUCGCAGCAGAGAAAUGGCAAGAAAGUCAGGGAAAAUAGAUUAUUUAGAUAACACGCUGAAGACGCUUAGAAAUGUAGAAUUUCUAGGCUCUGCUGCUUCUUUGGCCGGUUUAGUAGCUUGUGUUGUCUAUCCAGUCUUACCAACUUGGGGUUUAGUUACUCUCGGCGUUCACUCUUUGGUAUGUUUUGUGGGUGGUUUAGCUUUUCACAUGAGCCAUGAAAGAGAAUCCGAAUAUAUUGAGUUAGCUAAAAAUGCAGUAGAAAGUUAUCUUAACCCAGCACCUAGCACUGAGUUUAAUCCAAAUGCUUUUAGUGAUAAUAAUUCAAGACCAGUACCUUCAGCUCCAGGAGCAGAAUUUCCACAAGCACCACCACCUUACUCUACGCAUGGUCAGACUGCCUUUUAUUUUGGCCCUUUCAGUAAUGUUGAUGUUCAAGGUAGACCACAAAUAGUGAAAAGUUAGUAAAUAUCAAAUGCACCUAAAUACUGGUAAUUUAUACAGUUGCCAGUAUUUAUUCAUUAAUAAAAAUUCCUUUUCUUUGAUUAAGAUUUUUGCUACACUUAACUUAGAUUUUUA
Messenger RNA from Cinara cedri, 1209 nucleotides. The record is from the annotation of a GenBank genome assembly. Lineage: Eukaryota; Metazoa; Arthropoda; Insecta; Hemiptera; Aphididae.